AUUUUUCUAGGUGCUAGACACAAGCGCAAGGAGCUACUUGGAAAAUUGAAUUCUUACAUUGGACUUCAGCAUUCAUCUGAUUGACUUCAUCAAGUCAUAUACGUUCUGGCAGGAAUGUUGUCCAUAUAUUUAAUAUUGCUCCUGUGGUUUCAGGUAGUGCAUCAAUCUUCAGCCGCUGAGUCCAGCGCUGCUGGUGCCUCGCAUGAAAUGAAUGAAGGACUUACAGGGGAAGCUAUGGGGUCUCAUAAGCCUUCACGGGGCAAACGUCAUUUUGGCAACAUGUUGAAGUUGUGCAGAGGGGAGACAACUGCCAUUUGUCCAGAGCAGAAGUUAAAUUCAAAUCCGGAACGGGAGCCAGUAGCAAACUCGCUCGUCGACGGCCAGCUUGACGAUCAUCGGCCGGCACAACGUGCCCUCAAUUCACGCCCGCCGCCGCCGAAGUCUCCACCUCCACCGGCUCCCUCCCACUCGCGUCCACCCCCGCCCCCGCCACCGCCUCCACCCUGCCCACCUCCACCCUGCCCACCUUCACCUGGCUCGCCUCCACCCUGCCCACCUCCACCGUACCCACCCUCACCUCCUCCAGAACCUGUAGAGCAUUCAUAUGAAGGGCUUGGUAGCUUCCAAGAGCAUGCAGGUUCCCCACCACACCCAAGUACAGGUGUCGAUCCUGAGGAACAAGAAAUCGAAGCUGCAAUUUUGGAAUCUUUGAGAACCAGUCAGCCUUCACCUGCCCGCCAAAUCCAUUCCGAGCAAUCGCCGUUGGGAAAUGAGAAUAUCCUGCUACCACCUAUGUCCCGGCCUCCGCCUAGACCGCCUCGUUCCCAUUCUCCUCCGUUCCACCCGCCUCCACCCCGCCGAGUGCCAGCUCGGGAGCCACGUACCUCUUCUCAAGAGCCUACAGAGAAUUAUCAUCAACAGUUUCAUGGUAUUCAGGAGGAUGCAGGUCCUUCAUCACGCCCGAGUACAAGUGUUGAUAUUGCGGAACUAGAAAUCCAAGCUGCAAUUUUGGGAUCUUUGAAAACCAAGAAGCCUUCACUAGCCCGUCGAAUCCGUUCCCAGCAAUCACCAUCGCAAACUGAGGCUAUCCCGCCGCGGCCCGUAUCUCGGCCUCCGCCCGGACCGCCUCAUUCCCAUUCUUCUCCGCUACGCCCGCGUCCACCCCGCCGAGCGCGUGCUCGGGAGCCACGUGCCUCUUCGCAAGAGCCCGUAGGGAACCAUCAUCAACAGUUUGAUGGCUUUCAAGAGUAUGCAGGUCCUUCAACACAUCAUCCAAGUCCAAGCUCCUAUGAGAUGCAUUUGGCGGGUAUGACGACUGAGGAACAAGACCUCCGAGCUGCAAUCCUUGAAUCUUUGAAAACCAAUCAGCGUUCACAUCGAGUCCGCAAAGGACCCGUCUCUCAAGGAAUUUCUUGGUUCAAAUCACUCGUAGGUGGAAGAGCAGAAAGAACAAAAGAUGAUUCUAUCUCUCUUCCUCUCUCAGAGCAUCUUGGAUGGCCUUCAGACGGACCUGCCCGGGUGCCCACUGCCGACUACAAUUCGCAACAGGCUCGUCCGCAAACGCCUGUUAGACACUCUCCCUACCGUCCAACUCACGACUACAACGGAAAUUUAGAUGAGUAUCAAGCUCUGUCACAUGCCAUGCAAGUCUCGACACAGGAAGUCUCCCGACCUUCAUCACCUUAUAUGGCUAGACAAGGAUGAUUCUGAGUUUCCUUAAUGGGCCUCAUAGAUUACACUUCUCUUGGCGUGUUGGAUGGAAGGGUUUUUCAGUGGGUCCGGUUCAGAUUAGAUACUGCUCAGCAUCUGCUGUGACUCAGCCCAAUCUCACCACUUUCUCUUCAAGUCUUAAGCUGCAAGAUCACUUCUGCAUACCUUCUGUUCAAAAUUUCAUAGAGUUGACUAAAUUAGAAACUUCGAGAUCUGAUGCUUGGACCAGAUAAUAAUGAGUUUGCUUUUCCUUUGUUUGAUGAAAAAUUGUUCCCUUUUUUUUAAAAAAAAAUGUUUAGCCUAAGCCUUCAAUGAAAAGCUAAAAAAAACUUGAUUGAAUCAAUAAUGUUGCUCAAACUCCGUAAUUGA
This is a messenger RNA of Puccinia graminis f. sp. tritici CRL 75-36-700-3, 2079 nucleotides long. RefSeq lists its product as uncharacterized. Lineage: Eukaryota; Fungi; Basidiomycota; Pucciniomycetes; Pucciniales; Pucciniaceae. Bases 115 to 1704 code for a protein of 529 amino acids. The transcript is spliced from 3 exons. The record is from RefSeq and is a predicted model, not a curated record.